Aspergillus alliaceus is the source of this 1567-nucleotide messenger RNA. Its product is annotated as aminotransferase, class III. The transcript is spliced from 4 exons. Lineage: Eukaryota; Fungi; Ascomycota; Eurotiomycetes; Eurotiales; Aspergillaceae. Gene Ontology annotation, cellular component: cytosol. The record is from RefSeq and is a predicted model, not a curated record. The coding region runs from base 87 to 1469 and encodes 460 amino acids. Gene Ontology annotation, molecular function: pyridoxal phosphate binding; transaminase activity.
CUUUCCUCUUGCUUAUUGAUGCUACUCAACUCUAACAUUUUGACCUAUAACCUUUCUCACAACUACCAGCCCUAGUCAUCAUACCAAUGUAUACAACCAUGACUAAAGGAGUGAACAAUAGCGCCGUCCUUCACCGUGAUACCCGCUUUCUCCCCAAGAAAGCAAUCGGCGGAAAAGGCAGUUAUAUCUUUCUUGAAGAUGGCACUAAGUUUCUCGAUUCGACCGGCGGCGCAGCCGUAUCCUGUCUCGGCCACGGCCAUGAGAAGGUCAGCCAAACCAUUAUCAACCAGAUCAACAAGUUAGCAUAUUGCCACACGGCGUUCUUUGGUACCGAGGUAUCUGAAGAACUAGCUCAAUUCCUUGUCGAUUCAACGGGAGGCAAGCUGUCGAAGGUGUAUAUAGUUAGUUCAGGCUCCGAAGCUGUCGAAGCAGCAUUGAAACUGGCGCGCCAGUAUUACCUCGAGCUACCCACGCCCCAGCCUCAGCGUACUAGGUUCAUCGCCAGAGAGCCCUCUUAUCAUGGCAUCACAUUGGGCGCUUUGUCCGCGGGAGGACAUGUCCUUAGACGACAGCCAUUUGAACCAUUACUAUCCAAGAAUACCUCCCAUGUGUCGCCCUGUAACGCCUAUCGGGGCAAGAAAGACGGCGAAACAGAUGUGGACUACGUUGCUCGCCUGGCUGCAGAGCUGGAUUCUGAGUUCCAACGUGUUGGACCGGAGAAUGUUUGUGCUUUUAUCGCAGAGCCAGUGGUUGGAGCUGCUCUAGGAGCCGUUUUGGCCGUUCCCGGCUACUUCAAAGCCAUGAAAGCAGUGUGCGAAAAGUACGGAGCGCUUCUCAUCCUCGACGAAGUAAUGAGCGGCAUGGGUCGCUGCGGUACGCUACAUGCAUGGGAACAAGAAGGCGUAGUUCCCGACCUUCAGACGAUUGGAAAAGGCCUUGGAGGCGGAUAUGCUCCCGUAUCUGGUCUUCUGAUCGGAGAGAAGAUCGUGCAGACAUUGGAUAGAGGCACUGGCGUUUUCCGCCACGGACAAACGUACCAGGGCCAUCCUGUAUCGUGUGCUGCUGCGCUGGCUGUGCAGAAGGUCAUCCAGGAAGAAGAUCUACUAAGCAAUGUACGAAAUAUGGGGGAGUACUUGGGGAGUCAGCUCAGGACUCGGUUCGGAGAUCAUCCAUAUGUCGGAGAUAUUCGCGGAAAAGGACUAUUCUGGGGGAUUGAAUUUGUCAAGGAUCGGGUCACUAAAGAGCCCUUCACUCCGGAGACGGAAGUGGCAGUCCAUAUCCAGGAAACUGGUCGCGAUUCGGCAUAUGGGAUCUCGUUGUAUGCGGCUGCAGGAUGCGUGGAUGGAACACGUGGAGAUCAUAUCCUCCUCGCACCUCCAUAUAACGUAAAUAAGGAUGAGAUUGACAUUAUCGUGGAGACUACUGCUAGAGUUCUGGAUCAUGUUUUUACGAAAGUAUUGGAGAUUUGAGUGUUAACGUAUAUAUGCCCGAUUUCUGGCAAUGUAAAUAUAUGAGCUUGCGGUAUUACACAACGCUCAAACGUCAAAUCAACCAAAAUACUCAGCUG